This is a messenger RNA of Gastrolobium bilobum, 1016 nucleotides long. RefSeq lists its product as uncharacterized. Gene Ontology annotation, biological process: double-strand break repair. The transcript is spliced from 7 exons. Bases 1 to 630 code for a protein of 209 amino acids. The record is from RefSeq and is a predicted model, not a curated record. Lineage: Eukaryota; Viridiplantae; Streptophyta; Magnoliopsida; Fabales; Fabaceae. Gene Ontology annotation, cellular component: BRCA1-A complex; BRISC complex.
AUGGCUUCGGGGGGCUAUAGAGAUUCCAAAGAAGUACGAUUUGAGCAUUUGUAUGUUGAAGGGGAUGCAUAUAUUGGAACCAGAGCACUGCCAACCCUAGUGAAUUCCACCAUGAAUGCCAUAGAGCUCCGAUAUUCAGAUGAGCUCCGGUCAUCGGCGAAAGAGGGAAGGAUUAUAUGUUAUGAUGUGGGUGAUGAAAACGGUGAUGUUGAUGAUGCAAAGAAAGGGGCUUUCUUUACCUUUAAAGGAAGUAGUCUACUCUCUGUCCAGGAAUUCUAUGGUGGGAAGAAGGACUUGGCCAAAAUUCAAAGUGAUGUUGAAUCAUUUAUAUGUGCAGUGAUGCCAGGAAGUAGCUCUCGACAAAUUCAUCCAACUUCUAGUAUAUAUGGAAUUGAAGCAUUGGCCUAUCAACUUGGAAGGCCAGUUGAAGCCAAUCCUGUCUUUUGCAGAAAGGGUAGUUUUCUUUCUGCAUCUGGAGUAUGCACAUUCCUAGUAAACUUCCAAAUUCCAACUCAGUUUCGAAAGCAACAGCCGGCUCUUAUGCUUCAAAGUUCACAGGUUAUAUUUAUUUGCAACUUAUUUUUGUUUAAAAUCUUAAGGCUAAGGAUUAUAUGCUGUAUUGAAAUGUAGGUGACAGAUAAAGAAGCUGGUUAUAGUACAAUUUGCUUCAAAACGUCAAAUGUCUAACACUGAUUUCUUUCAAUUACAUGGUUAAUGUACAGAAGUCUGGUAACGUAUGGUUUAGUUUUUAUUUUGUAGUCUUUUGGUGGACAUAAUGAGGAGCUGGUCUAAACUCUUGUAGCAGUUGAUGAAUUGAUAUGUUCAGUUGUCUUACUAGAGGUUGAACGUGUUCGUAAGAUGUAGAACAAAAAAUUAUUUUGUGUUGUUGCUUCAAAGAAGCGUGUUAUUAUUUAAGUUUGAAUCGUCAACAUGGAAAUGUUCUUUUAACCGACCAGCCAAGUGAUAAUUCUUCUCUGUACACUAAUUAUUUUGCAAUGAUAAUCUUCGAAACAGUA